AUGGGUGUUGGCGAUGAAGAACAUCCCCGCACAUGUGCUCUGAUGACCCAAGAUGCCUCUCUCAUCACUGUCCGUCAUGCCGAUUUGUCAUCACGUACGGGGCAGGACGAGCUAACAGUUGGACUUCCCGCUUACAUUCCAAGCUGGAGAGAAGAGGACCGGAACGCCAGGCCAGGCGCCGGUAGAGAUAAGUACCAGUGUAUGUUUUCCAUCAAACACAAGAUCCAGCGGAGUGAAGAAUUCGAUGUAAUUUAUGGUCUUUACGGUCAAUACGUCCUACCUGUUUCCCAUAACCUUACAGGCUGCGGGCGGCCGAUGGAGCGCAUCGUCGGAGGUGUGAACGCCGUGCAGGGGGAGUGGCCCUGGCAGAUCAGCUUACAGAUGAAAAACAUUUCAUAUUGCGGGGGGUCCCUGCUCACCGACUCGUGGGUGCUGACCGCGGCUCACUGCUUUCAGCCUCUGAACCUUUCGGAUCUUACCGUCUACCUUGGAGCGUACCAGCUCACAGACCUCCAAAACCCCACCGUAGUGGCCAGGGGAGUAAAACAAAUCCUUGUGCACCCCAAAUUCACUGAGGAGGGAUCCAGCGGGGACAUUGCACUGUUGCAACUGAAAACACCCGCCAUAUUUACCACUUCCAUUCUUCCCGUGAGCCUUCCAUCUCCGAACAUCACUCUGCCAGGGGGGACCCUCUGCUGGGCAACUGGCUGGGGCAACAUUAAAGAUAAUGUCAACCUCCCCAACCCGAAGACCCUACAAAAGGUCCAGCUGCCUCUGAUUGACAACCAGGAUUGUAAGACCAUGUACGAAACGGGCCUGUCCAACGGAGGGCAACUAAUCAAGGAGGACAUGCUGUGUGCCGGUUUCCCAGAGGGCCAGAAAGACUCGUGUCAGGGAGACUCAGGCGGCCCACUGGUGUGCAAUGUGAAUGGAGUAUGGCUGCAGUUUGGCAUCAACAGUUGGGGUUUCGGCUGUGCAGAGCCCAAUCAUCCGGGUGUCUACACCAGGGUUCAGUAUUACAAGUCCUGGAUCCAGCAGUACAUCCCAAACAUUCAGUUCAGUGAAGGAGGGACUUCAAUAUCUCCAAGUAGCACCUUCAACCCAACAAAAUUUAACUCGACCACAUAUUCUAUGACCAGCACUGUGAGCUCCACUCUUUACAAUCCAAAGAGCUCACAUCCUCUCUUAAUUGAGCUCUAUGCAUUCUCCAGUACGGCUUACUCCCACUAUGUUCGCUAUAUCUCCCGCAACAAGGUUCACAUCCUUCCAGAAGUUAGCUCACCAGUAGUGUUCACCUCCUUCCUACAAUGA
This is a messenger RNA of Nanorana parkeri, 1311 nucleotides long. RefSeq names its product serine protease 27-like. Gene Ontology annotation, molecular function: serine-type endopeptidase activity. The transcript is spliced from 7 exons. Lineage: Eukaryota; Metazoa; Chordata; Amphibia; Anura; Dicroglossidae. The coding region runs from base 1 to 1311 and encodes 436 amino acids. Gene Ontology annotation, biological process: proteolysis. The record is from RefSeq and is a predicted model, not a curated record.